UUUAUAGACCUGGCGAACAGUAACAGGAGCGGUCUGUUAAAAUCAUUAGCCACACGCCCAGACGCUUAAUCCUGCCUGAGAGAGCGAGCGCCCACUGUCACAGCUACUAAAUUUGUCUUCACUUUCCCCAUCGCUCUAACCCUUGAUCUCUUAGAGAGGAGACCCAGGGGUCUGUCAGGGUCCUCCCAACAAAACGGUGAUGAAUGGCGUUACCAAAAAAGAGAGCAACAGCCAAGACGAGAACUCGGUUCAGUGCAGCAGUGUCGGGAGUGUCUCCAAGUGUGACUUUGUGGCAGAUGAAAUGCAGGAGCUCACUUUGCAGGUGAACCAGCAGUUGCCACCACUAACAGAGAGGAAGAAUGUUGUGCAGUUAAGACUUCAACAGAGGAGAACAAGGGAGCAGCUGGCAGACCAAGGCAUCAUGCCACCGCUGAAGAGUCCUGCUGCCUUCCAUGAGCAGAAGAAAAGCCUCGAGAGAUCCAAGACAGAGGAUUACUUAAAGCACAAGAUAAGAAAUCGACCUGAGAGGGCAGAUCUGGUCAAUAUGCACAUUUUUCAAGACUCUGCUGCUGAAGGCCCUCAGCAGGCCACCCAGAUGAAGCUAAAGCGUUCUCGCCUGGCUGUUGACCUGAAUGAGAAGAUUGCUCUGCGGCCCGGACCACUUGAACUGGUGAAGAAGAAUAUCAUUCCUGUGGAUUCUUCUGUCAAGGAGGUGGCAAUGAAAGUUAAUCAUGGCAAGUUCCCAAAAGAGGAAGACACAUAUGCAUUCGAGGAAGAGAGCAGCAGCGAUGGUCUAUCUCCAGAGCAUGGCAGGGGUGAUGAAUCCCAGGGCCCCAUGGAAAUUAAGACCUCCGAAGUCCCCUCUCCUACUCCUUUGGGUGCCUCUCAGGUUUCUCUAAGCCAGGACGCAAAUGUACAGAAUGUUUUCUAUGGGAACCAUAUACGUGAAACAGAGAGUCCCAAACAGAUUCCAACUCCUCACACACCUCCCAUACCAGUCUCUGCGAUCAACAAGUCAAAAACACUUGAUAAAAAUCGACACAAGAAACCCAAAGACACUAAGCCCAAAGUGAAAAAGCUCAAGUACCACCAGUACAUUCCUCCAGAUCAGAAGGCAGAGAAGACUCCUCCACCCAUGGAUUCAGCCUAUGCCCGUCUGCUUCAGCAGCAGCAGCUCUUCCUCCAGCUGCAGAUCCUGAGCCAACAAAAGCAUCAUCAGCACUCUCAUCCGCACCAACAGCACUUCAACUACCAGACCGCGUCGCCACCCCAACUCAAACAACAUAAUGAACCCUUGCCAAGAAGUCCAAAUCUGGGAGUCAGUGCCAGCUCUACAACCUCCCCAGUGAAAAACAGCUUUACUGGCCAAACAUGCAUCUCCCCAAUUAAGGCAGGACCUCUUCCCUCCAACCUAGAUGAUCUUAAGGUAUCUGAGCUUAGACAGCAACUGAGGAUUAGAGGUCUUCCUGUAUCUGGCACUAAAACAGCGCUUGUGGAAAGACUGAGACCUUUCCAGGAUCCAUCUGCAAACAAUGGAAUGCCCUUGGGAGAUAUUAAAACCAUUACUUUCCCAGUUACUCCUGCUAGCUCCAUGACAGGCUAUCAGGGAUCAUCUGGCACACCUUCCAAUGGCUUUUACCAGUUCAGCAGCACCAGCUCCAGUCCACCUAUUUCCCCAGCAUCAUCUGACCUCUCAGUUAGCGGGUCCCUACCAGAUAGCUUUAGUGAUGUCACGUUGUCUUCCCCUCCAAUAUGCCUCCAGCCGUCUCCGGGCCAUCUGAGCACAGAGGAAGGGCUAAUGGGAAACCUGAAUGGAGGCUGCAUGCAGGCAGAGCUGGAGGGUUUGGAUGCAGAGAAAGACAAAAUGUUGGUGGAAAAGCAGAAGGUAAUCGAUGAGCUCACCUGGAAGCUACACCAGGAACAGCGGCAAGUUGAGGAGCUGAAGAUGCAACUGCACAAGCGCAAGAGGAAUCAUAGCCAGCAGGAGGAGGUUGUUACAUCGCCAUUUUUUGGUGUUUCCAUCAAGCAGGAGCAUGUUGUUUCCAGCUGUCCACUUUCAAACAAGCAUGUGAAAACGGUCAGCUCCUGCCAACCGUCGCACCUGCCUGGCAUGGUGAGCCCUCUCUGCUUGGAUGCCACAUCCGGAAGUCCAGCUCUGUCUGCUUUUCUAAGCCCACAAUGUUCUCCACAGCAUUCACCUCUGAACAAGACAGCAAGCAGCCCUCAGCACUCGAGCCUUCCUCCAUCCCCCAGUAACCCUUACUUUCUAUCAGUGUCACCCAGUGGCCAAACCGGAGAUGGAAACAAGCAUUCACCACAUCGACCCCUGCAGAUUUCCCAAAGCACCAGUGGCCACUCUGGAAGCUCCACGUGUUCUUAUCCCACAGAUCAGAGGAAUAUUCAACCGCCAUUUGCCAACACCAACAACAGGGAUCACCCAGUCACUAAGAGUCAAAGUAUACAUCACAAGAUGGCUAUAUUACACUCUCCAGGGCACGGGGGUCAAAAGUUUCCCUUCUCUUCUGCUGCCUUCUGUAGCUCAGACUCUACUGCAUCAAAGAUAAAACAGCCCCCCUCCUAUGAGGAUGCAGUAAAGCAGCAGUUGACACGAAGCCAGCAGAUGGACGAACUAUUAGACGUUCUCAUUGCAAGCGGAGAAAUGCCAGCAAAUGCUAAAGAAGAACAAUCCUGCCCUCCCAAGAUGGUGCCGCAAAUCACGGUGUCGUCUGGAAACUCCAAACUGCUGCGGACCUACGAGCACAUGCCCUCCUCGCAGGCUCCUUUUGAACCCGGGACAAACAAUGGAAGUAGCCAUCUAGACACCUUGCUGAGCACCUCAAUUAGCAGAGCGAGUGAAAUUGUUCUUCUCAAACUCGGGGAAGAGGGAGGAGUGGGCGAGGAGUUUUUGGUGGCUCGUCAGGAGGAACUUCUGGGCACUCCUGAAAUGAUGGACACUCCGCUCUCCCCAAUGAGCGUCCGUAUUUCACCCACCUCUUCCACUGAGAGUCAAGCUCUGGCCUUAAGUUUCUCGGAGUCUCCCUGGGAAGCCAUGGAGUGGUUAGACCUAACUCCGCCCAGUUCGGCCACCAGCUUCGUCUCCCUGCCAGCAUCUGGGCCCAGCAUCUUUAAUGCCGAGUUCCUGGAUGUAACGGAUCUCAGUUUGAACACUGCCAUGGACCUCCAUCUGGAGCAGUGGUAAACUGGGUCACUGCCGAUAUCCGCCUUAACCAAAGAGCUACAUUCACAAACUGCAGGGACGUUCCUUAAACUGGUGAGGAUGCUGAUAGCAACAAAGACACGGGCGUCCUUAGCGAAAUGCCGUCUUUUGCUCAAAUGCCCUGUGAAGGCAGUGAAAUUGCAGACCCUGUCCAAGUGCAAAGGACACUUUUAACUCUUUUUUUCAUUGACGACUGUCACUCUUAUCAUCGUCCUCGGUAUUCUUUGCUUGAAUCGGUGGAAGCGGAUCCAACAGGAGGCCAUUUUGCCAGAGGGAUGUCGACACCGACGUUAAUCAAGUAGCCCUGACAUAGGAAGCAGCUGCUGGCAUUGACCUUGAGGCCCGGUCUCCAGAAUAUUAUUGGACUUUGUCAAAAGUGGAAUUGCAUCUUGGAAACAUCACCUCAGCUGUGUACCAUGGGAUGUCCACGAUUCCAGUGUAAAUAUUUCACCUCGCACAGUUUAGCUUAGAAAACCAAAGUCACGACUGGCAUUUCAUGGCACACCCAUGGUGGUGUUCUGGAGACUCGAAUGCCCUCCUGAGCGAACCUCCUACGUGUAACAAACUAGGAGUCGAUCCCACUACUGCCAUGCAGGCGGAACAAAGACGUUUUUAUUUUUUAUGAAAUGUGCCAAAGCUUCACGUGUUUACUUAUUUAAAAAACAAAAUCCCCGAAAGAACAAAUUCUUUUUUCUUUAAUGUCUGUUCAUUGUAUGUUAUCAGUGUAUCCCUAAUGUGUUAGGAUAAAAGAAACGCAUUUAUGUUAACGCCACCCAAGCCGAGUGACACCAAAACAUUUUUAUAUUCUCCAUUCUUGAGAGUAUUUUUAUAAUAAAUAUAUUCUACAUUAUGUUAAAGAUCAUAAACAUUCCAGCAGAGUCCCACGGGACACCAGAGAUGAGCAGGAUUGUGAAAAUGUAAACCAUAUAAAAAUGUCUGAGCAGCUCGUCUGAAAGGUAAGGGCUGAACUGACAGGCGCAAACGUCCCAGCGCUGCCAUUACGAGACGAUGAACGGCGGAGCGCUGAACGAGUGCACUGCUCUGUCUGUGCGUUCCUGAUGCCUUCAUCUCCACUCGUUCUUUUUGUAACCUGCUUGUUUGUCCAGCUCGGUCACAGGGUGCAGAUGCUCAUUCCAGGAGCGUUGUGUGCAAAGCAGGAAGCAGCCUUGGCCAUGGCGCCAAUUUACACACAUGAGCGCAACACUCGCACUGCCACUGUGCCAGUUGAGAAUGGCAAGAUACAGGAAGCACACGCACACUAAGAGUUCAAACCCAGAUCUGUUAGACAUUCGCACUAACCACUGAGCCACUGGGCCUCACUCCUUCUGCGUUGAGGUUUAUUUAUGUGCAUGAAAAUGCCUGCUUGGCACUGACUGCCCACUGAGCUGAGCGAUGGCAGGAUAGCCGGGCCGUGGAGGCCGAGUGGAGAUGUUGGAUGAGAUACGCUGACCACAUCCCUUUCCUGUAGAUGACUCUCUCGAGCCUUAUGGACCCUGCGACUUUGUGCCGCCGUUCAGCCAUCUUUUACUAAGAAGGCUGGUGUUCUGUCCAUUCAGCCGUCCAUUUCCUUACCAGGUUAUUUUAAUUCUAGGUGGCAGUAUGGGCGGUGGAAGCAGCAGAGUGACAAGUGCACACCUGCUAGGGUGACAGUAUUUGAGGUAAAUGGACCUUUUUAAACGAAUGUCCUUCUACUUGACCCUAAUGUGAAAAACGGGGCCGGGCAGUCUGGUGCACAAGCAGCAUUUAAUGCGGGCAUCCAGCGGUUACGAGUCUGAGAGCCAUAGUGAGGUAAAUGGGGGGGGGACCCCCGGACCCCCAUACACCUGACAGUCAUUGAGGUCUGCAGUGCAGGGUAACGGAGACGUGGGCUUGUGUUUGGUGUUUAACAGAUGGACCCCCAAAGGACAGACUCAAGCGCAUUUCACAGUGACAUCCGUCGACUCGCAUGACACUCGGGGGCCACUGAGAGUCGGCUGUACAUGGGUGGGCUUCAACAAAGCACUUCACAGGCUAAACCCACCCGGGCUUACUGGGCCUCACCACACGUCUGAAUGCACCCGCAAACCUCUGCCAAGACUGCUGGGUGGGCACCUCGAGGAGGUCUUGGGGGCCGUAGCCCCUUCAGUGCCCAUUUGAGAUUUAAGAAGCAUGGAAACGGGGGAUCACAAAGCCCACUUUGGGACUUGACUGCCAGUUGUGGUGCCUUUCCAAGAUUAUUUAAUUUGUAUUUUUACUUUCUCAAGUCUGACCAAUUUUGAAGGCUGGAUUCUCUCCUGCUUGAUGAAUGCCAUGCUGUUUGCACUCUGUAAAUAUUGUACUUUAUUUCUUGUGCUGUGUUUGUGUACAGAAAAUAACAAAAAAAAAAAAAAAUCUAGGAAGACGUGGCAGUCGCCGGCUGCCACAGAAGCUCCCAAGUGGUUUGGCCGUUUUGUGUCCUUAAUAAAUCUUUUUACAGUACA
Messenger RNA from Polypterus senegalus (gray bichir), 5676 nucleotides. It is a transcript of the gene myocd, whose product is annotated as myocardin. Lineage: Eukaryota; Metazoa; Chordata; Cladistia; Polypteriformes; Polypteridae. The record is from RefSeq and is a predicted model, not a curated record. Gene Ontology annotation, biological process: smooth muscle cell differentiation; cardiac muscle cell differentiation. The transcript has 15 exons. The coding region runs from base 200 to 3199 and encodes 999 amino acids.